UCAGCCAACCAGCAGGACUCAGUAGCUCGCUCACUCACAAACCGGUGCGCAUCGCUAUUGGACGCAGCGAGGGUUGGGCUCCAGCACUCAGCCGCCUGUUAUUCAAACGCAGGGAGCGCGUCUGGCCACUCGCUUCUCGUUGCGCACUGGAUAUGGAUCAGGACGCAGCGCGCCUCCCCGCUGUCUCCCGAGGACAGGCUGCACUCUGCGGCGCAUAAAAUAAAAAGGUGCCCAAAUGAACCGCCGCCCUCCCGGCUCCUCCGGCGUCCAAUGGAUUAACAGGAGAGACAUGAGUGUCCGGACAGAGGACAGCAUCACCUUGUGCCAAAGGGCUCUCCAAAUCAUUACGGAACUUUGUCUUACGGGGCACGUAGACCGGGAGAAAUGUUCGGAUAUAUUUCCCCUGGAGAGCACCAUACCAGACAUCUCUAUUAGUCUCCUUGCUGUGGUCGUGGGUUUCUGUGGCCUCGCCCUGUUGGUAGUCUCUCUCUUUGUCUUUUGGAAGCUGUGCUGGCCCAUUUGGAGGAGCAAGGCUCUCUCAGCCCACACCGAAAAUGGCCUGCAUGUCGGUUUCCCCGAGGCGCCUCCACCCAACUCCCCACCGGUCAACGAGUGUAAAGUGGCAGAGGUGGAAAAGAAGUACCCUCCAGAAGUGAAGGUGAACGGACGGAGCUCUGUCAAGCUCCUGGAGGCGGCCAUGAAGAUCAGCCAGACGUCCCCAGACAUCCCCGCCGAGGUCCAGACAGCGCUGAGGGAGAAGCUCAGCCAGCAGGCUAAAAUCCAGAGGCAGACCACCGAGCCAACAUCCUCCUCCAGGCACAAUUCAUUCCGGCGCCACCUGCCUCGUCAGAUGAAUGUCACCAGCAUUGACUUCAGUAUGGACACAGUUCCCCUUCGACAGUCCUCUACAGUAAGCAUCGGAAGAAUAAAACCCGAACUCUACAAGCAGAAGUCUGUGGACUCAGAGGACGAGGCCAAAGAACCCGUGGAGACUUGCGGAAAGCUCAGCUUCUCCCUGCGUUAUGACUACGAGGAUCAGGCUUUGGUGGUGAGAAUCCUCAAGGCCUUGGACCUCCCUGCCAAAGACUUCACGGGCACCUCUGACCCGUAUGUGAAGAUCUACCUGCUGCCCGAGAGGAAGAAGAAGUUCCAGACGCGUGUCCACCGCAAGAAUCUGAACCCCAUGUUUGAUGAGACCUUCUGUUUCCCCGUGGCGUACGAUGAGAUUUGCAACCGCAAGCUGCACUUCAGCGUCUACGACUUUGACCGCUUCACCAGCCACGAUAUGAUUGGCGAGGUGGUUGUGGACAACCUCUUUGAACUCUCUGAUCUUUCCAGGGAGGCGGUGGUGUGGAAGGAUAUUCACGCAGCAACGACGGAGAGUGUUGACCUGGGAGAGAUCAUGUACUCGUUGUGCUACCUCCCCACAGCAGGGAGAAUGACCCUAACAGUCAUCAAAUGCAGAAACCUCAAAGCCAUGGACAUCACAGGCUCUUCAGAUCCAUAUGUGAAGGUUUACCUGAUAUGUGAUGGACGGCGGUUAAAGAAACGAAAAACAACCACCAAGAAGAGCACACUUAAUCCAUCGUACAACGAGGCCAUCAUCUUCGACAUCCCUCCGGAAAACGUGGAACAAGUCAGUCUGACCAUCAUGGUGAUGGAUUAUGAUCGGGUCGGACACAAUGAGGUGAUUGGUGUGUGUCACGCUGGGCCAGACGCUGAGGGUCUUGGACGAGAUCAUUGGAACGAAAUGUUGGCUUACCCACGGAAGCCCAUCACACACUGGCACGCUCUGGGAGAGUGGCCUGGAAGAGCAGCAAGCUUUGAGAGUCAAGGUUCGUGUCCUUCGCCCAAACCUCCACAGACACCCUGAUGAUCACAGGUAGAG
Molecule: messenger RNA, 1888 nt
Organism: Thunnus maccoyii (southern bluefin tuna)
Lineage: Eukaryota; Metazoa; Chordata; Actinopteri; Scombriformes; Scombridae
Gene: syt10
Product: synaptotagmin X
Exons: 7
Coding region: 236-1873 (545 amino acids)
Biological process (GO): regulation of dopamine secretion; cellular response to calcium ion; calcium-ion regulated exocytosis
Cellular component (GO): membrane
Molecular function (GO): clathrin binding; calcium-dependent phospholipid binding; calcium ion binding
Source: RefSeq, a predicted model, not a curated record